This is a messenger RNA of Saccostrea echinata, 2010 nucleotides long. RefSeq lists its product as uncharacterized. The transcript is spliced from 2 exons. The record is from RefSeq and is a predicted model, not a curated record. Lineage: Eukaryota; Metazoa; Mollusca; Bivalvia; Ostreida; Ostreidae. The coding region runs from base 367 to 1896 and encodes 509 amino acids.
CCUUUUCUUUUUAAAGAUAGGACAUUUAAAUUUAUUAAAUAAAUUAUUCGAAAACGAAUCAAGGUAGCGAUAGUGCGUGUUCGCUCCUCUAUGGUGCGAACGCCCACGAAAAGACAGUUGUACAUACCAUACAUAAAAAAUACAGAUGAAAACAAAUCAUGAAAAGUGUUCAAACAUUUACAAAUUGAUUAUUUGUGGAUGCAGUUAGUAUACGAAAAGUUCUUCCUUCUGUACAUCGAAUUAGUGUCGGUUUUUAUUUGCGAUGAAUUGGCACCGAGAUGCCACCGAAUUUUAAUUUGAUAGGAUUAUAAAUUUGUGAGGGCAUGAUACGGUUUUGAUUCCAAGUAAUGAGGGAGUCUCAAGAAGAUGACAUUUGUAAACAUUUUCAAAGAUUUUUACUCUGAAUCCGAUUCGUAUGACAAUCAUUAUGAUAAUGACAGAAACUACACGAAUGCGCUGAUUGAACAAAGUGAUAGGUGUAACCCUCUUGAUAAUACAGCACAGAAAAAAACUGCACAUAGCGACUGGAAUGAGGCUGUCAGUGCCUGGAAGAAUACAGUACCGUUCCCGCGGUAUGUUCCAACCUCAGCUGUCUCCAACGUCAUUAGACGUCAGAAUCGUGAGGUUAAUAAAGUUGAGGAAUCUGAUAGUAACGUAUCCGUCAAAUGUGUCGGUGAAGAUUUUGACACGUUCCCAGUUCCAGGCUGGAAAGCCAACGUAGAACAGGGGACGUACCGUUAUGUCACAAAUAAUGCCUAUUACAGGACGGUUAAGAUACUUGAUAAUCGGGACAGACGAGAGUGGUACACAGUUCAUAAAAAACACCCGGAGAUUGUUUCUAUGCACUGGCAAAAUAAAAGACACAAUAAAGAGAUGAAGCGAAACUUGAGAAGGGACUUGGAAGUAAAGUUUCACAACCACAACCGUCGACAGCAAUCGGUUGUGUUAGAAAAAGUGCAAGAUACUACAAGUAAAACACCAACCGACAACAAAGUAGAAAAUGUUGUUGAGAAUAUCCGUGUUCCUAGUGUGCAGCAUGAGGCACCGAAAUCUAAUCGAGAGUACGUUAGUGACUGCAAACACGAAACGAACAAUAAUUCAGAUACGUUAAACAAAGCCUCUAGUGACUUGAACAUCGAUAAAAUCUCUUCCAGAAUAACUGUUCUAAAUGAAGAAUUGAGACGCGAUUCUAAGCUAAGAAAAUCACAUGAAGCCACGGACAUAUCAAAAUUUUUGCUUCAGACGAAAGGUAGAGACAUGUCUUCAAGAAAUUCACCGAGUAAAAAGAAAGAUGGACAAAACGCGGCAGAAACAAUGACAGUAAGAUCUGUGGCUCGAAGAGGGGAGAUGAAGUCGGAUAGAGGAGAGUUAAAACAGCUUGAAAGAGCGGAGCUAAAACCGAUGGAAAGGGGCGAGUUAAAGCCUGUGGAAAGAGUGACGCCCUCUCAGAGAUUAAUCGCCGCAGAGUCUAAGAAAUCAAAAAACAACCAAAUACGAUACACAAAUUCAACUGGAAGUGAUGCGGCAUCAAUCAGUGUUCCGUCUAUUCCUGACAAUUUUCACAUUGCUAGUCCAGAUCUCGAAAAAGCUCUUAACUCUUACAAAAUGGCAAUAGAAACAACCAAACAAUCAUUGUUUAAUACUCUUACUGGCAAUAAAAGCCAGAGACGGACAACGGGAGGAAGCAAUAAGGUCACUCACUCUGCUCCCCCCUCUGUGUGUGAGAAUAAUCCAGUCUCCCUCUCGGAACAUUCCCCGUCAGAGGGGGUCCAAAGCUACUCUAGUCUGGGUGGAAAGGAGAAAUCUUCGAACAAAAAACAUUCAUUUUCUGGACUUUUGCCUGAAAUUGCUGGUAAACGUUUAGAAGUGGGAACUACUACCAAUAGGUGGCUAUAAGAACACUUGAAAAUUGAUGUUCGUUUAUAUAUUUCAUCCUUGUGAUCUAGGGAAAAAAUAAUGUAAACACCAGGACAAAUUCUGGGAAGAAAAAACAAUUAAAGUGAAUCGAAA